Fusarium venenatum is the source of this 822-nucleotide messenger RNA. RefSeq names its product SYF2 splicing factor-domain-containing protein. NCBI's taxonomy places the organism in Eukaryota, Fungi, Ascomycota, Sordariomycetes, Hypocreales, Nectriaceae. Gene Ontology annotation, cellular component: Prp19 complex; post-mRNA release spliceosomal complex; catalytic step 2 spliceosome. The record is from RefSeq and is a predicted model, not a curated record.
AUGGCUUCAGGUACACCAACAAAGGAUUCGCCCGUCGAAAAGACGGAUGAUACGACGCAACAAAGCGCCCCCGAUAAUGCAUCAAAAGCACAAGAUCGUAUGGCUCGAUUCAAGGCCCUUCAAGCACGAGCCAAGACUUCGUCAGAGAAAAACUUACAAGAGGCAACCCUCGAAUCGCAAAGAUUAGCCACAGAUCCCAGCCAACUCACCGCCCUACACCGCAAGCAUGCGAUCGCAUCACACAAACUACUCAAAGCAGACGUGGAAGAAUCCGGCGGAGAUUUCGAGCGAAAGCGCGCGUGGGACUGGACCGUCGACGAGAGCGAGAAAUGGGAUAAGCGACUCAAGAAGAAGGCGGCUCGUCGCGACAACAACGCUUUCGCCGACUUUACACAAGAAGCGAACAAAGUAUACAAGCGACAACUUAGGAACAUCGAUAUGAAUGUGGAGAAGUACGAAAAGGACAAGCAGGCUCUCAUUGAAAAGGCAGCGGCAUCAGGCGGUCUGGAUAUCGUCGAGACCGAGGACGGCGAGCUCAUCGCGGUAGACAAGGACGGUUCCUUCUACUCUACUGCUGAUUCUACGACAUUUACUGAAAACAAGCCAGACAAGGCAGCAGUCGACCGCUUGGUGGCGGACUUGCAGAGAGCAGAGGAACAGCGACUAAAGAAGAGAAAGGAACGUAUGGCACAGAAUGGAGACGAUGGCGACGUGACCUACAUCAACGAGAAGAACAAGCAGUUCAACCAAAAGCUGUCCCGAUUCUACAACCAAUACACUGCGGAGAUCAGGGAUAGCUUCGAACGAGGAACAAUGAUCUGA